This is a messenger RNA of Seminavis robusta, 2455 nucleotides long. The record is from the annotation of a GenBank genome assembly. NCBI's taxonomy places the organism in Eukaryota, Bacillariophyta, Bacillariophyceae, Naviculales, Naviculaceae.
AAAAGAGAGAAAAAGGGGGCCUCGUAGCAAAGAGGACAGCUGAGUGAAGCCAAGCCAUGUCGACUGCCAAUGCCACAAACCCCAACCCAUCCAUCUUGAUUGUGGGUGGUGGCCCUGCCGGUCUUGCUCUGGCGGCUCAUCUACUGACCAAAGGAUGGUCCAGCGUUAAAGUGCUAGAACGUCGAGAUCGAGCAUCGCUUCUGGCCGAUACCAAUUCCUUCUAUGACAUGGCGUCCAGUGGGAUUCAGGCGUUGUUGCGAGUUGCCGACGGCGCCGCUGCUCCUGGAAUCUUUGACCAAGCAGUGGCUUUUCGGAAAACAGCUUUCUACACUAAAGGGGGAUCCGGACAACCAGAAUUCACCACCGAAUGGAAAGAUCGCAGCCUGGGCAUGCCAAUGUUUAAUGUGAGUCGAGCUGUCAUGCUAAAGGCUCUCUGCGAAGCCGUCGAGGCACUGGAUGUCAACUGUAUCCAAUACAAUACCAACGUCAUCUCGGUGGAUCACACGACGGGAGAAGUCCAGGUCGAAGGAUCUGACCAACCUCUCAAGGCAAAUCUCAUUGUGGCAGCGGAUGGAAUCCAUUCAAAAAUCCGCAAACAGAUCUUUGGCGAUUCUGGACUCCGCAGUGAUGGGAUUAUAGCCUGUUAUGCGACACUCCCUCCUUUGACGGAAGAAGAGCAAAAGACAUUCCCAAAUCCGUCAGGUGUUGGAAGUGCCUAUUGUACCAUGGGACUCCGAGCAGAUUUGAUUGAAUCUACUGCGGUCAACAAGGAGGCCACUAUCUGGUAUGCCAAUUUCCUGGUAGACGGUAAACCCCACACAGUGGUACCCCCCAAACCGGAUCGAAAAGAUGGUUGGUUGGGAGAAGUCCGGCACCGCUGCGAGGAUGGAAUUCCCGUCCUCAAGGCGCUCUUGGAUCGAACCAAUGAAGAUCAGAUCCAGGUUGUCAUGUGCAAUGACCGACCGCCCCUGAGUACCUAUCAUCUUGGAAAAGUGGUUCUAGUUGGUGAUUCCGCACACCCCUUUACUCCGUUUGCGGGGCUUGGGUCCAGUCAGGCGAUUGUCGAUGCCUUUGUGCUGGGAGAGGCACUGUUGGGGUGCGCCACUACCGAGCAGGCCGUUGACAAAUUUGAGAAGCAACGACUAAUGGCGGCCAAUGCUCUCAUGGAGGAGAGUCGAGCAAUCUGCAGUACUGACUUGUCGUCUCGUGUCUUCUUUUGGGUACUGGAGCGUAUGGUGUUUCCAGUCGCCAAACGGCUUGGGAAGAUCGAUGAGCUUCUGAACUAUGUCAUCAAUGAUAGCGCCACAUUGGUCAACAACUUGGUGCCGUUCAAGAUCAAGGAGGAAGAAGCGGCAUACCAAUCACGCUAUGACAAAGCCAAGUCAUCCUUGGAGGCUCAACUGGGUAUGUGAUGGAUGCUAGCAAUUAGAUAUAACGAGGAAAGUUAACUUGCAACUAAAUACUGAUAGCACUUGGAAUCGAAGGACGAUGAACCUACCGCAUCAGGGAAGUCUCGGACCGAAAGUAGACAAUGCAUCAGAGAUGGCAAUGACGCCCAAAUUGGAGCUUUCCUGCUUCCGUGGUGGUCAGAGCUUGCAACAAGCUUUAGCCCUAAUUUCAAAACAAAACCUUUGUUGCGCUAGCUAGACAAGGUCACGUUCAGGGGAAACGUAGUGAAUGCGAGAAUCGCGCGGAAGACGGCUGCUGGUUGUGAGAUGAAAGGGUUUCUUGGCGUGGCAACCACUUUCACCCAACAUUCCCAGAAGACUUUAGACUAGUUUGGUUGUAUUCACAUCUAGUAAAAAUGGACCAGGCAUUGAAUCAGCAUUGGAAGAGACCGCUCUGUGCGUUUUCCUACAGCUGGCACCACUAGAUGUGAAUGCGGAAGCAGAACCGCAUUGAUGAGCUCGCGUUUCUCGCUCUGGCAGGCCUUUGAGCAAUUCUUUGGGGGACCUCGCUUCUAUCCUGGAUGUUCGUGUGGAUGCUACCCAGUCGAGAUGACUGUUCGUACGGUAAGUUCCCAGCCAAAAAGUGAAAAAACUUGAUUGCUCUGAACUGGGCCCGUCUGCUCGACCCCAGAGCAGGAGUUUUCAGCGCAAUGACCCGUGGCCGCAAAGUCACUUCUACAUUGUAGCUUUCGCCGCUGAUCAAAGCGAACGACAAACUCCAGCAGAAGUGGGCGGAAAGAGAUGAGAAAAACGAUAGAUGCAGGGUGCAUGUAGUAAGGGAAGCUACGAGACAGGUGGAGCUCGAGCUAUUGGCAAGGUUGCUCGAGGUCAGUUUUCCCGCCUCACCUCAAAAUCAGGUUUGAUGAUUAAUUAGAAGGGUCACUUCUCUUGAAGAUGAUGAGUUAAGGGUCCUUUUUCUAGUAACCCAGUUUCGUGUAAUAUCUUGGUUGCAGGUUCAUUGUGACUGUCACUGGUCACCUGUCAACAAAGCGAAGCCUCCGUAUCAU